CCACCAUGUUUAGCCAGCAGCAGCAGCAGCAGCUCCAGCAGUUACAGCAGCAGCAAUUGCAGCAGCAGCAAUUGCAGCAGCAGCAAUUGCAGCAGCAGCAAUUACUGCAGCUCCAGCAGCUGCUCCAGCAGUCCCCACCGCAGGCCCCGUUGCCCGUGGCUGUCAGUCGGGGGCUCUCCCCACAGCAGCCACAGCAGCCACUUCUGAAUCUCCAGGGCACCAACUCAGCCUCCCUCCUCAACGGCUCCAUGCUGCAGAGAGCUUUGCUUUUACAGCAGUUACAAGGACUGGACCAGUUUGCAAUGCCACCAGCCACGUAUGACAGUGCCGGUCUCACCAUGCCCACGGCAACACUGGGUAACCUCCGAGGCUACAGCAUGGCAACCCCAGGCCUCCCAGCCCCCAGCCUGACAGCCCCCAGCCUCACACCCCCGCAACUGGCCACUCCAAAUUUGCAACAGUUCUUUCCCCAGGCCACUCGCCAGUCCUUGCUGGGACCUCCUCCUGUUGGGGUCCCCAUGAACCCCUCCCAGUUCAACCUUUCAGGGCGGAACCCUCAGAAACAAGCCCGGACCUCCUCCUCUACCCCCAAUCGAAAGGAUUCUUCUUCUCAGACAAUGCCUGUGGAAGACAAGUCAGACCCCCCAGAGGGGUCUGAGGAAGCCGAAGAGCCCCGGAUGGACACAUCAGAAGACCAAGAUUCACCGCCCUGCCCAGAGGACGUCGCCAAGGAAAAACACGCUUCAACACCCGAGCCUCAGCCUUGUGAGGUGUCCGAGCCACCAGCCAAGAGGUUGAGGAGCUCAGAAGAGCUCACAGAGAAGGGACCUCUGGGGCAGCUACAGGUGAAGGUCCAGCCACAGGCCCGGAUGACAGUACCAAAGCAGACACAGACACCAGACCUGCUGCCUGAGCCCCUGGAAGCCCAAGUGCUGCCACGAUUCCAGCCACGGGUCCUGCAGGUCCAGGCCCAGGUGCAGCCACAGACUCAGCCACGGAUACCACCCACAGACACCCCGGUGCAGCCAAAGCUGCAGAAGCAGGCACAAACACAGACUUCUCCAGAGCACUUAGUCCCGCAACAGAAGCAGGUGCAGCCACAGCUGCAGCAGGAGGCAGAGCCACAGAAGCAGGUGCAGCCACAGGUACAGCCACAGGCAUGUUCACAGGCCCCAAAGGAGGUGCAGCUGCAGCAGGAGGCAGAGCCACAGAAGCGGCUUCAGCCCCAGGCACAUUCACAGCCCCCAAGGCAGUUGCAGCUGCAGCUGCAGAAGCAGGCCCAGACACAGACAUAUCCACAGGUCCAUAUACAAGCACAGCCCAGGGUCCAGCCACAGGAGCAGCCCCCAGUGCAGGUGCCAGUACAGCUACCAGAGCAGACUGAUGAGCAGCCUCAGACCCAGCCACAGGUGUCGGUGCUGGCUCCAGAGCAAGCACGAGUUGGGGUUCAUGUCUGCGGGCUGGAGACGCCACCUGAUACAGUAGAAGCUGGUGAAGGCAUGGAAAAGACCUUGCCAGAGCCUGUGAGCACCCAAGUCAGCAUGGAAGAGAGCCAGAAGGAGCCGGCCAGUGGCCUAGAUGUGGGAGAAUGUGAAAACAGAGUGAGAGAGAUGCCGGGGGUGUGGGGCGCUGGGGGCUCCCUGAAGGUCACCAUUCUGCAGAGCAGUGACAGCCGGGCCUUUAGCACUGUACCUCUGACACCCCUGCCGCGCCCCAGUGACUCCACCUUCUCCACCCCUGCGGCUACCAGCACGCCCUCUAAGCAGACCCUCCAGUUCUUCUGCUACAUCUGCAAGACCAGCUGCUCCAGCCAGCAGGAGUUCCAGGACCACAUGUCGGAGCCUCAGCACCAGCAGCGGCUAGGAGAGAUCCAGCAUAUGAGCCAAGCCUGCCUCCUGUCCCUGCUUCCUGUGCCCCGGGAUGUCCUGGAGACAGAGGAUGAGGAGCCUCCACCAAGGCGCUGGUGCAACACCUGCCAGCUCUACUACAUGGGGGACCUGAUCCAACACCGCAGGACACAGGACCACAAGAUCGCCAAACAAUCCCUGCGACCCUUCUGCACCAUUUGCAACCGCUACUUUAAAACCCCUCGCAAGUUUGUGGAGCACGUGAAAUCCCAGGGGCACAAGGACAAAGCCAAGGAGCUGAAGUCGCUUGAGAAGGAGAUUGCUUGCCAAGAUGAGGACCACUUCAUUACAGUGGACGCUGUGGGUUGCUUUGAGGGUGAUGAAGAAGAGGAAGAGGAUGACGAGGAUGAAGAAGAAAUCGAGGUUGAGGAGGAAUUCUGCAAGCAGGUGAGGUCCAGAGAUAUAUCCAUAGAGGAGUGGAAGGGCUCAGAGACCUACAGCCCCAAUACUGCCUAUGGUGUGGAUUUCCUGGUGCCUGUGAUGGGCUACGUCUGCCGUGUCUGCCACAAGUUCUAUCACAGCAACUCAGGGGCUCAGCUCUCCCACUGCAAGUCCUUGGCCCACUUUGAGAACCUGCAGAAAUACAAGGCGGCCAAGAACCCCAGCCCCACCACCCGACCUGUGAGCCGCCGGUGCGCAAUCAACGCCCGGAAUGCUUUGACAGCCCUGUUUGCCUCCGGCGGCCGCCCACCCUCCCAGCCCAGCACCCACGACAAAACACCCAGCAAGGAAGCAGCUGCUGGCCAGGAAUGUACCAGGCCCUUUGAACAUGCUGCUGUCUCUGCCUGGAAUGUGCUGAGUCCUCCCAUCUUCCUUCCCUCCUCUCCUCCUGGAUGAGUCCCACUCAUCCUUCAAGUCUCAGUAUGGAUGUCACCACUGGGAGCCCAUCCAAUGCUCCAGACUGGAUCAGGCCUCCAUGCUGAGCCCCUAGCCCUCCUCAGCCCUCCACGGCUCUCCCUCCAGGAUUGACCACUGUGCUUAUCUGAGUGCUGUUCUGUUUCCCCAUGGGAGGUGAACAGUAUUGUGUUCGCUGCUGGCUCCCUGCUGCUCUCAGUGUUGCAAUAAGCAUCUGUUGAUUGACUGAGUGAGUGAAUGAAUGGAGCCUCUGACUUUCCAGCCUCUCUGCCAUUGCUCAACUGUCCCUGCAACCUAGAAUGCCUCAACCACAACCGCCCUUCAAGGACCAGAUCCAAAUGCCUCCUCCAAGAAGUCUUCCCUGAUCUCCACUAGAAACCGUCACUCUCUUUCAGCAACACAGUGUCCCUGAGGACUCAAGGUCUGGGCCUGUGCCCACUGCGGGACUCAGUUCUGAGCCAGCCCGUGACUCAGAUACACUCGGCUGCCAGCUUGAGACCAAGGAAGAAGCAGCAGCCGGUGGAGGCUGGCAGAGGCCAGGGCUGGAGGGGUGUAUCUGGGUUAUGGGUGCACAUGUGCCUGCAUUCUGGGGAACGGCACCAUUGCCCAGAGCUGGCCACCCUCACAGAGGACAGAGUCCUGGGAAAUUGGCUGCAUCUUAACGUCCAACCCACUCAUGGUAUAGCUAGGGAAACCGAGGCCUCAGAAGGAAGGAACUUGCCCAGGAUCCUUCAGGUUGGUAACAGAGCCGAAACUUAAGACUGGACUUGGGGGUCAGAGGCACUUGGGUUUGAGUUCCAGCUCUGCUUUACCCCAGCAAGUUGUUGCACCUUUCUGGAAAAAAGAAAAUAAUGGUGUGGUUGUGAGGAUUCAAACAUAUCAAGGUUUCAGACAGUGGCCAGCACAGUGGCUCAUGCCUGUAAAUCCCAGCACUUUGGGAAACUGAGCAGGCGAAUCUCCUGAGGUCAGGAGUUCAAGACCAGCCUGGCCAACAUGGCAAAACACCAUCUCUAUGAAAAAAAAAAAAAAAACAA
Molecule: messenger RNA, 3796 nt
Organism: Callithrix jacchus (white-tufted-ear marmoset)
Lineage: Eukaryota; Metazoa; Chordata; Mammalia; Primates; Cebidae
Source: RefSeq, a predicted model, not a curated record